UUCAAAUAUCUUCUGAGCUCUGACCCUGUCUAUCCCCUUUAUCCUAUACUCACACUCUCAAACACCACAUCAAAUGGCGGCUCUAUUAAGAACAACUUUCUUCCUCCUUAAACCCAUUCCCAAACACCCCCUUUCAUCUCUCUCCCUCUUCCAUUCCCGAACCCUCAAAACCCAUACCCGCAAAUUCUCUUCACAAUCUCACACCACCACUCGCCCAAACGUAAUCACAAUUCUUGAACAAAGAGGCUUACUUGAAUCUGUAACAAACGAAACCCUUAAAUCCAUUUGCACCCAAAAACUCCUCAAAGUAUAUUGUGGGUUUGACCCAACAGCCGAAAGUCUUCACCUUGGUAACCUCAUUGGUCUGAUUGUUUUGUCUUGGUUCUUGAAAUGUGGUCACAAUGUUGUUGCCCUUGUCGGCGGCGCCACUGGCCGUGUCGGUGACCCGUCUGGUAAGUCCCUUGAAAGGCCUGAACUUGAUGUUGAAAUUCUUGAAAAAAAUAUUAGUGGUAUUAAUGAUAUUAUUGUUAAGAUAUUGAAUAAUGAUGUUGUUGUUUUGAAUAAUUAUGAUUGGUGGAAAGAUGUUAAAUUGUUGGAUUUUUUAAAAGAUGUUGGUAAGUUUGCUAGGGUUAAUACUAUGAUGGCUAAAGAAAGCGUUAAAAGACGGUUGGAAUCGAGUGAUCAGGGUUUGAGUUAUACCGAGUUUACGUAUCAGUUGUUACAAGGUUAUGAUUUUGUGCAUUUGUUUAGGAAUGAGAAUGUGAGUGUACAAAUUGGUGGGUCGGAUCAAUGGGGUAAUAUUACGGCUGGGACGGAUUUGAUUAGGAAGUUAUGCGAUGCGGAUGGAGUGGAUGGUGUGGGUGGAGUGUAUGGUGUGACGUUUCCGUUGUUGUUGAAGUCUGACGGGACGAAGUUUGGGAAGUCUGAAGAUGGGGCGGUUUGGUUGUCUGCAAAGAUGUUGUCGCCGUAUAAGUUUUAUCAGUAUUUCUUUUCGGUUCCUGAUGCAGAUGUGGUGAGGUUUUUGAAGAUAUUGACAUUUUUGAGCUUGGAUGAGAUAAAUGAAAUUGAAAUGGAGAUGAAGAGAGAUGGGUAUCUGCCGAAUUCGGCUCAGAGGCGGUUGGCAGAAGAGGUGACACGUUUUGUUCAUGGGGUUGAUGGUUUGGAGGAAGCUAUAAAAGCGACUGAAGCUUUGAGACCGGGUUCUGAGACGCGGUUAGAUUGGAAGACGAUUGAGGGGAUUGCAGAGGAUGUGCCGUCGUGCUCUUUGGCUUAUGAUGACGUUUUGAACGUUGGGGUUGUUGAUUUGUCGGUUUCUACAGGUUUGAUUGAGAGUAAGGGGGCUGCUAGGAGGUUAUUAAAGCAAGGCGGGUUGUAUUUAAAUAAUGUGAGAGUUGAUAAUGAGGGGAAAAAACUUGAGGCUGAUGAUAUUGUGGAUGGAAAAGUUUUGCUGUUGUCUGCUGGAAAGAAGAACAAAAUGGUUGUAAGAAUAGCUUGAUAUGCAUACUUUGUUAGUAUUUCUUUCAUUUUUUCGACAGUUAAUUGAUAAUUAUUAUAUGGAUUUACAUAUUGGAAAGAUGUAUUAUGCAAUGCUCUGAGAGGUUUUCGAGUUGAACUUAUAGAGAAAGAAGAGAUCAUUUUCAUGUGUUAAAAGUUUGUGUACAUGUUUCUAAUCUGUGUUAUGAAAUUUGGAUUUUCAAUUAGUCAACUGUAAUAUUGGCUUAUUGCAAA
Erigeron canadensis is the source of this 1728-nucleotide messenger RNA. RefSeq names its product tyrosine--tRNA ligase, chloroplastic/mitochondrial. Bases 74 to 1495 code for a protein of 473 amino acids. The record is from RefSeq and is a predicted model, not a curated record. Gene Ontology annotation, molecular function: tyrosine-tRNA ligase activity; ATP binding; RNA binding. NCBI's taxonomy places the organism in Eukaryota, Viridiplantae, Streptophyta, Magnoliopsida, Asterales, Asteraceae. Gene Ontology annotation, biological process: tyrosyl-tRNA aminoacylation. Gene Ontology annotation, cellular component: cytosol; mitochondrion; chloroplast stroma. The transcript has a single exon.